Diplodia corticola is the source of this 3615-nucleotide messenger RNA. RefSeq lists its product as uncharacterized. Gene Ontology annotation, cellular component: T-tubule. The transcript is spliced from 4 exons. The coding region runs from base 1 to 3615 and encodes 1204 amino acids. Gene Ontology annotation, biological process: regulation of cardiac muscle contraction; protein localization to T-tubule. Lineage: Eukaryota; Fungi; Ascomycota; Dothideomycetes; Botryosphaeriales; Botryosphaeriaceae. Gene Ontology annotation, molecular function: protein binding. The record is from RefSeq and is a predicted model, not a curated record.
AUGGGCACGAACACUCCAUACUACGGGUACACGGACAGAUGGGAUGCGGCAAGUCAACUUUGGUACGUGAAGAGCAAGGGCAACAUAAAGCUUCUUUUCUUCUUCGUCGACAAGAAAACGGGCCAGACCAGCCUCAAGCAACUGCUCUUGACAUUCUGGGACCAGCUCCACCGGGAUCCUUUUGCCGACAACCAUGACGAUGACAGCAGAAUCGCUCCCGGUGAUAGCAGAGAUAAGAAGAUAGACAGGUGUACCAACCGCGAGCUAGUCGAGAAGCUCCUCGAAAAGCUCCACGAAUCCCCCGAGUGCCGUGUCUGCAUCACUGUCGACGCGUUCGAAGAGCUGCCCCUACCCGAGCAGACGGAGCUUCUGGAGAACUUUGUCAAGAGAUGUCGAGACAUCAUACGCGUGUCAACGCUCAUCAGCUACCGCACAGGGAGCGAACCCCGGGAAGCCACGUGGAUCGCGAACCGCGAGAUAUGCGUUGGGAAGACAGAAAACGAGGCAGACAUGCGCAAGUACUUGAUCGAGAGCCUAAGGGAAAAGCUGCCACGAAGUAGGACAAUCGAUAGGGAACAGGGUGAGGAGAACAAUAGGGAGAAGGACGUCAGGGAAGUUGCGGAUGAGAUUUGGGAGCGUGCGAACGGAAUGUUCUUGUGGGCUGCUGUCUCGGUGCACAAAGUUUGGACAGCCCGCAACAGAGAGCAGGCAGAGCUGUCGCUUAGAAAGGUCACCAUCCGGGAUGAUUACGAAGAGAUCGUAGCGAAAUGGGAAGAGAAGACGAUGGCCGUAGUUGGGUGCAGCGAAAACCCUUACCAACGCGCGGGAAUGGAAGAGUGGCAGCGCAGGCUCGCCCAGCAGGCGACAGCAAUGCUCACGCACCCGACAGGCCUGCUCUCAGUGGCCGCGUUAGCUGAGGCUGCGGCGCUCGACAUCGCAAGCAAAAGGAUCGAUGACGAGGUACGUUCGCUGGUGAUGAAGUAUCCAAUGACGGUGGUGUGGUGCUGUAGUCCAUUCGUCGAGUACGACCGACAGUUGAACGUCUUCCGCUUCUACCAUACCUCGAUGCACGACUACUUCCUGAGCCGCCCCGCUAGCGUCGCCCGCCUUGCAAAUCUCACACUUGCCUACCUCUGCCAGCCCGAACUCGAUCGUGGACCUUCAAUAAAAGCCUGCUGGUACGACCUGCGCGACCUCCAGCGCUGCCUCGUCACGCACCCCUAUCUCGAGUUCGCUUCGACCCACUGGGUGACGAGCGUCCGGGCGAACAUGACGAUAAACAUGGACAACGAGGAGCCGACCAAAAGACUCCUCGCAGAGCUCUACCGCUCCCCCGAGAACCUCCGUCUCGCCUUCCAACUCUCCUGCUUCCAAGCCCGCGUCUCCAUGCCAACAGGCCUCCUCCCCGCCCACAUCUUCAGCUACUUCGGCCUCAUCGACCGCCUGCCCAGCAGCAACAACAACAACAUCAUCCCACCCGAGCCCACCGCCGCCGACGCCACCGCCCCCGACGGCGACGGCCGCACCCCCCUCCACUGGGCCAUGCGCUGCCCCGACCCCUCCAAACUCGUCCCCACCGCCACGCGCCUCCUCGCCCUCCACCCCACCCCCACCACGCGCCGCGCCGCCCCCGCCGCCGCCGCCGCCCGAGACGCCCGAGCCUUCACGCCGCUCCACUACGCCGCCCGCCGCGGGCACCUCGCCGCCGUCAAGCUGCUGCUCGACAGCGCCAGCGCCAGCGCCAGCGCCGCCGCGGAUCGCCAGCUCGUCGACGCGCGCAGCAAGCGCGUCGGCACCCCGCUGUGGGCGGCGGCGCGCGGCGGCCACGCCGACGUGGUCGAGGAGCUGCUGCGGCGCGGCGCCGACCCCAACGUCAAGAGCAAGCUCGGGACGGCGCUGCACGCGGCUGCGGCCAGCGGGUCGGAGCGCUGCGUCGAGGUGCUCACGAGCGGCGGCGACGACGGCGACGACGGCUGCCGCCGCAUCAUCAAGGCGCGGCGGGAUGCGUACGGCGAUGGGUUCGGGACGCCGGUGCACACGGCGGCGUAUUAUGGAUACCCGGGGAUCGUGCGGGUCUUGCUGGGGAGGGGGUUCAGCGCGCGCAAGAAGAGCUGGGGGUAUGGCGGCACGGUGACGGCGGCGGCGGUGGGGUGCUACGAGGGGAAGGAUCCGCGGGUGUUCGUGGAGGUGUUGGAGCAGUUGCUGGGAGGGGGGGCCAAGGUCGACGCUCCUGGCGAGAAGCGCGAGACGGGGUUGCAUUACGCGGCGCGGUUCGGGCAUGCGGAGGUGGUGGAGUUCUUGCUGAUGCACGGGGCCGAUGCCAGGGCUGAGAGCCCGGUGGCGGGCACGCCGUUCGAGAUCGCAGACGACAAGGGGAACACGGCUGCGAUGGAGGUCCUCAGAAGGUAUGGUGGCGAGGUCGGGUCGAAGACCCGGAGAAAGACUUGCGAUCGGGGCGGCGGGCACCGUGCGCGGAAGAUGACUACGGCCAUAUGGGUCCCUGUGUGGCUCGUGGCUCUGGCUAACGACGAUAUGAAGCUCAUGUACAACCUGAUCGAGACGUAUGAGCGCGUGUGCCAGCGCGCAAUCCGCAAGGACCACCAGCCCGUCAUCCAACGGCUGGCGCCGCUGGGCACCACUGUCUUCUCGCUGGUAGUGGACCUGGUGGCGAGGAGGGAGCAGCAGCGGCAGCAGCAGCAGCGGCGGCCGAGGAGGGCGAGCAAGAUGUUCAAGCAGACAGACGAGCAUGCGUCCAGCAUGACCGCCGCGAUGAGGCGGCUGAAGGAGAACGCGGCCGACCGCAUCGAGACGGUGCUGUGCUACUUCGGCCUCAAAGCGGUGAAGAACGAGCGGCGCGUAUUGCACUCCUCCGCCAUCCCGUCAUCCUCGACCCUCGGCCCGGACAGCCAGCUAAAGCAACUAUACGACGUGCUCGACCGCCUCACCGUGGCCGCCGUGUGCGUCCUCGGCGCCGCCUUUGCCCUCGGCAACAACAGAGCCGUCCUGCACUUCGCCAACGCGUGGACCGACGCGCUGCAGACCGUCGCCGUCGCCCGCGGCGGCCCCGAACUGCUCAAAGGCCUCGUCGAGCAGCGUGCCAGGCAGCUGAAAACCAUCCUCGUCGCCGACAAGCCCGCCGCCGACAAGCUCAGAGACGCCGGCAACCUGGCCAGCGUCGGCAUCGAGCUCCUCGUCGCGGCGCUCCAGCGCGGGCCCGCGUACGCACCGCUCGCCCGCGGCCUCGCACAGCUGUGGGCCGCCACGCUGUGUGAUGCCGGGGACCCUGCCCGCGGCGGCGUGCGCAUGGAGGAUGUCUUUCACGUGCUCCAGACCUUCCUUGCCAUGUUCCGCGCCGCGCUUGACCCGCCUGAUCGCGAUAGGGUGGCGUUGCUGGCGAACGUGGGUGCGGAGAUCAUGGUUGAAGCCGUGAAUACGGGGAAUCAGGGCUUGAUUGACAAUAUACAGAGCAUGAUGGACGUUGUCAGGGGGGAUGCGGAGCGCGCGGAGAUGGGGCAUGUUGUCGAAGGCGUGCUGGCGGAGCGAAGGAAGGGCAUCGGAGCCGUCGGUGCUCCGGGGGCUGAGGGGGUGGGAGGGAACAGCAGCGUGCUUGGUUGA